Molecule: messenger RNA, 1357 nt
Organism: Ilex paraguariensis (yerba mate)
Lineage: Eukaryota; Viridiplantae; Streptophyta; Magnoliopsida; Aquifoliales; Aquifoliaceae
Source: the annotation of a GenBank genome assembly
AUGCACUACGCGUGCCUUUCUGUGUCUGCCCUUGCUUGCCUUCUUUGCACACAAAAGCAUCUUGCCCAACACCGUGGCAAGGGCGCCCAUACGCUCGGCACCCUAAGCCGCUCGCCCAUCCUCAGUGGCAUGAUCCUCUUGACCAACAAGCUCCCUUCUAGGCUUGCCCAAGCUGCUCGGACCACCCAAGCCAUCCUCUGCAUGGACAACAGGCAGCUGCAGCUGGGUUGCGCGCCUCUUCUAGCCUGCCUCACUCCUUGCCUCACCAAAUGGGCGCCCAAUCCCUUGGCUGCCUCGCCCAAUAGCGAGUCCUGCGAGCCCCUUACUUUGAUUGUGUCAUUCGAUUUGGGUGAAGAGGUAUUUCAUGAGAUUGUGCUUCCUGAGGCUUUGGCUGGUGAGAUUGCGACAAACUUGUCUACUUCUGUAUUUAGGGAGUCCCUUGCUGUGAUCAAGUAUGAUAAGGAAAUAGGAACUACGUCAUGUUGUGUGUGGGUUAUGAAAGAGUAUGGAGUUGCAGAUUCAUGGACUAAAUUAUUUAGCAUUCAUCUAGUGGGAACAUUGGAGAAAAUAAUAGGAUUUAGGAAGAAUGGUGAAGUUUUGUUGUCAUCGAGGAGCUGCAAGCUGGUUGCUUAUGACCCCAAGAUGGGACUGAUCAAGGACCUUGAAAUCCUUGGUGACACGCGCUCCUUUCAUGUUGAUACAUACAUGGAAACCCUGGUUUUAUUAGGGAAAUCAAAGCGUUAGUUCAGUUCCGGUACUCUCGGGUAAGUAGCUCUACGAAAGAGUGCUCGGUUGGUUCUCACUUGGAAGGCAGCUCGUAGAAACAAAACAGUUUUAGGUUUGCCGGUCCUUUAUUCAAUGAGUCGGCUCUCUAUGGUCUAAAAUAGGCUCCUCGUGCUUGGUUUGAGAAGUUCAGCACCACACGACCCGCAUCCCUUCACCCAGUUCCGAACCAGUACGAGCACCAGAUAAAGCGCAAGCGGGGUCUGGAAUAACUAUAUAGUUGGGGCACCGAAUAUGCCUUAUUUGUCUUAGUCCUAUAAUGGGUCUAUCUCUGAGGCCAGAGGUCUACUACAGAGUACCGUUUCAUUAUCCGACACAAAGCAGUCUCGCAUAAAAAGUCGGUCCCCUCCUGAUCAAGUUGGGUGUGAAGGUGAGCUCCUAAGUCGGUCAUUCCUUGCUUAAGUGAGGCUGGUUUAGUUCAAGGCCCCUGAGAGGGGUAACUGAAUUCUUGCGAUGCUCAUAGUGGCCAGAGAAGACAAGCGAAUGUAGUUGAAGAGGUAGAAUGUUAGUGAUAUUAAAUAGCAAUUUGCAAAAAAAAGGCAAAAUAGAUCAUUCCAGUUACAUAAUUUAGAUC